This is a messenger RNA of Haliotis rubra (blacklip abalone), 1302 nucleotides long. RefSeq names its product protein AAR2 homolog. The transcript has 5 exons. Lineage: Eukaryota; Metazoa; Mollusca; Gastropoda; Lepetellida; Haliotidae. Gene Ontology annotation, biological process: spliceosomal tri-snRNP complex assembly. The coding region runs from base 144 to 1283 and encodes 379 amino acids. The record is from RefSeq and is a predicted model, not a curated record.
UGUGGUGGUUUAGAGUAACGUCCCUUGGGGAAGUUGGCAUCGUUUGGAAAACGUACAAAACAGAGGUGUUACAUACAGCACGUGGAAGCUCCACUCAGAUUGACAUGAUCUAAGGACCUUUGGUGGUGUUGUAAGAUUUGCCAAUGGACCAGCAAACAGCUCAAGUUUUGUUCAAGGAGGGUGCCACAUUCAUCUUCCUGGAUGUCUCGGUCAAUACAGAGUUCGGCAUUGACUACAAUUCUUGGCAAGUGGGACCGAACUUCCGAGGGGUCAAGAUGAUACCUCCAGGAAUACACUUUGUGUACUUUAGUGCAUGCAACAAGGAGGGACAGACUGCUCCCCGAAGUGGAUUCUUCCAUAACUUUCAACCAAGGGAGAUUGUUGUCAGAAAAUGGGACAAGUUGACAGAAGACAUGACCAGCGAAGGAGUGACUGCAGAUGACAUGGAGCGAUUCUCAUCCAACAUGCAAGACCUAGACAGGUUCCUUGGACCCUACCCGUAUGAAAAUUACAAGAAGUGGGUAUCGAUGACCAACCACAUAUCCAACACAGUCCUGGAACAUGUGCUGCCAGACAAUGGUAUGGUACAUUCUGUCACCCAGUUCGAGUCCAAGGCAAGCACUUCUCAGUCCAGGAAGCGAGACCGAGAGCAACAGUCAAUGGAGACCGAUUCCACGGAGAAUGCGUCUAAUAAUGUGUCAGCAGCGGAAGACAGUGAGAUGAAGUUUCUGCCUCGCAUGACAGUCCUACCUGGAACCAGUAUUCGAUACAGCAACAUCACAAAACGUCGAUACCCGCCUGGCGCGACUCCUGCCGAAGUCACGCGAUACAGCAUGGAUUCCUCGUUUCUCCUGGAGACCAUUCUCAAUGAUUGGUAUUCCGAUUCAUCCCUUGGGAUUCUCGGAGAAAUUCAGUUUGCAUUCAUCUGUUUCUUGAUUGGUCAGAAUUAUGAUUCGUUCGAACAAUGGAAGAAACUGGUUCACGUUCUGUGCACGAGUGAAGAGGCUCUGUCAGUCCACACGGAACUCUUCCUUCAGCUGGUUACCGUUCUACAUUUUCAGAUUCGGGACAUACCAGAAGAUUUCUUUGUUGAUAUUGUGUCACAGAAUAACUUUCUGACCACAACACUGCAAGAGUUUUUCUCGAACCUGCAGUCAAAUCCUGUUGACAGUAACCUUAAACGCAAGGGGUUGAAGUUUUGUGAUCAUUUGACGGAAAAAUUUAAGUGGGAUUUUAUGACAGAACCUGAGGACUAUGCACCUGUUGUUGUUGAAACUGAAUAAUAAACAAAUGAAGGAUUAA